AUGAAAAUUUGGUACAGCAACCAAAAGUGUCAAUCAUCAUCAUCAAAAUAUUCAGAAAUUCAGUGUUCGUUCGAACAGCUGAUAGCAGCACCAUUGAAACCUGGAAUAUCCUUGCUAUGUGGAACUACCGAAUCUAUUCGCACCUGCACCAGUACCAGCAAUGAAAUAGCAGUAGCAAGCAGCUUAGCGACCAUAAAUUAA
Brugia malayi is the source of this 201-nucleotide messenger RNA. RefSeq lists its product as uncharacterized. Lineage: Eukaryota; Metazoa; Nematoda; Chromadorea; Rhabditida; Onchocercidae. The record is from RefSeq and is a predicted model, not a curated record. The coding region runs from base 1 to 201 and encodes 66 amino acids. The transcript is spliced from 2 exons.